AUGUCCAUGUCCAAGCGCACGACAUUUACCACCAUCUCGCCGCUCCCGGCGGGCAUCUCCCGCGCCGUCGUCGUCGACUUCCUGCACAACCACGAGGAGAUGAUCGACCUGAACCCGCUGGUCAUCGAGCGGCACCCCAUCACGCCCCCCGCGCACGCCCCCGACGAGGAGCGCCGCUGCGUCUGGUGGAGCAUGACAGACAAGAUCUCGUACCUGCCGGGGGGCUUCGCCAGCGGCGACAUCACCUACACCGCCGCCUUCAACGACCUGCCGCGCGGCAUCCAGACCCACGUCUACGCGCCCAUGGGCACCGACAUCCGCGAGCGCUGGACCCUGGGCGGUACGCUGCCUGGGGAGCAGCCGGAGCCUGUCGAGUUGGGGCUGGGGGCGCCGCGGGAGGGGCUUUACUUGCGCGAGGACGUCGAGCUCCGCUGCAACUUCAUGAUGUCCAGCUUCGUCAAGAGGACGCUCAAGAAAGCCCACGGCACCCUCGUCGACCAGCUGCUGCAGAAAGCGCGGCUCGCAACGAGCCAGGCCGACGUCGGCGCCGACAACGCGAGCAACAACCAGCGCCCGCCAGCGUCUUCGUCGUCGCGGCCCUUUGGUGGUGAUGGGUCGAGUACUCAUAGCGGGAGUGCAAGCGCGAACGGGAGCGGAAACGACGAGAGGAGCUACGCUGCUGCUGCGCCCUCGCAGAAUGGGAUUCCUCCCCCUUCGCGCCCUGGCGACGCACAUGCGAGCGCGAAUGCGCCUACGUCUCCCAUGCCGCACCAGCACCAGCACCAAGGUCAAUACUCCGGCGCGUCCCUGUCCCAGCACGGGCAAAGGGGCUCCUCGCCCUCGUACAGCCAACACGCCCGAGCCCCGAGUUCGGCGAGUAAUCACGCGGCGCCGGACUCCAUGCGUCCGACGGCAACACCACCGCCGGGUGGCUCAUACAUGUACAACCACCACGACUCGACGCCCCCCAGUUCGGCGGGCUACCCCGUUCCGGAGCCAUUGCGUGUUCGGGGUAGGCACGUGAGCGGUGGUAGUGGUAGUGGUGGUAGUAGUAGACUGGGCUCGAAUGGUAAUUCAACUUCGAAUGGCGCGCCGCAGAUACCGCCUAUGACUGAGCUGGGACAGGGGCAGGGGCAGCCGACACAGGGCGGGCAGAGCUCGUUUGGACGGGAUGGCUGGGGGGAUGGGCGCGGUGCGCCGGUGGAGCUGGAGUAG
This is a messenger RNA of Anthostomella pinea, 1215 nucleotides long. The record is from the annotation of a GenBank genome assembly. NCBI's taxonomy places the organism in Eukaryota, Fungi, Ascomycota, Sordariomycetes, Xylariales, Xylariaceae.